UAAAUAAAUGGACUUGCCCGCUCGCUCUCAUUUGGGUGAUUUUCUCGAGAGACCAGCGUUUCGCGUUUUAUGGGCACUGAACAUUUGGUAUCACUGGAUCUUUUCUCCGGCGGCUCUCCAUGACUGGCUUUGCGUAAAGCGAAUUUUACGCACGGACGAUGGCACGGAUAAGGCUAAUAAAGAAGUAGAGGUUUUGUCCUCCCCAUCAUUUACCCCGUGGGGGGGAAGAAGGAUCUCGCGGGGGGUAGUUUCUCAGUGAACGGCGAGCUGUGCCACCGUACCACUCCGCAUCGGAGUGCCCGGCCGCUUGCGGUGGAAUGCGUCUCCCCGUGGUGUUUGGGCUCCUCGUCGGCUGCGCCCUGAUUUUCGCACCUGUUAACGAGGGCUGUGGGCCGGGGAGGGGACAUGGGAAAAGGCGGCCUCCGAAGAAACUGACACCCCUUAAUUACAAGCAGUUUAGUCCAAAUGUAGCCGAGAAGACACUGGGAGCCAGCGGGAGAAUCGAGGGCAAGAUCACCAGGAACUCAGAGCGCUUUAAAGAGCUCACGCCGAACUACAACCCGGACAUCAUCUUCAAAGAUGAGGAGAACACAGGUGCGGAUCGACUCAUGACGCAGCGCUGUAAAGAUAAGCUGAACUCUCUGGCUAUCUCUGUGAUGAACAUGUGGCCCGGGGUGAAGCUCAGGGUGACCGAGGGUUGGGAUGAAGACGGCAAUCACUUUGAAGAUUCGCUGCAUUACGAAGGAAGAGCUGUCGACAUCACCACUUCUGAUCGAGACCGUAAUAAAUAUGGCAUGUUGGCCCGUCUUGCAGUGGAGGCCGGUUUUGAUUGGGUCUACUAUGAGUCCAAAGCUCACAUCCACUGCAGCGUCAAGUCAGAGCACUCUGUGGCUGCUAAAACCGGCGGUUGUUUUCCAGCAUCGGCUCUCGUCACCGUUGAGGAUGGAAGCUUGAAGACUUUGGACAGCUUGCAGCCUGGAGAGAAAGUCCUGGCUUCAUCGGAAAGCGACGGAAGCGGGACGCUUGUGUACAGCGAGGUCAUCGCCUUCCUGGACCGUGACCCUUCCGCAAGGAAGCAGUUCUUCACCAUUGAGACAGACUCUGGUGCGAAACUGAGCUUGACGGCGGCUCAUCUGCUGUUUGUAUCUGAAGGGAACUGCUCAGGGUCUGCAGCCAAUGCAGAACUGCGGUCUGUAUUUGCUAGCGAUGUGCUGCCAGGUCAGUGUGUGGUGUCCACACAAGCAGCAGGACGGCACGGACGUUUAUCACGGGUCUCUCGGAUCCAAAUGCAGGAGGACAGGGGGGUCUUCGCUCCACUCACCAGCCAUGGGACGGUGGUGGUCAAUGGCAUUGUUUCCUCCUGCUACGCAGCCGUGGACCAGCACUGGCUGGCUCACUGGGCUUUCGGGCCACUCAGGGUACUUUAUAACUGGGGAGGUCCUGUUGGACAUCAAGUCACAGGGAUACACUGGUAUUCCUCAUUGCUUCACUGGAUCGGAACUCAAGUGCUCGAUCCAGCACACUUCCAUCCUUGGAGCAUGAUGGACAAUGAUAGAUGAAAAUAAGGGAGGAAUGAGGAAGUUUCCAAAAAAAAAAAAAA
This is a messenger RNA of Danio rerio (zebrafish), 1600 nucleotides long. RefSeq names its product Indian hedgehog signaling molecule a (gene ihha). The record is from RefSeq and is marked provisional. Gene Ontology annotation, cellular component: endoplasmic reticulum membrane; extracellular region; plasma membrane. NCBI's taxonomy places the organism in Eukaryota, Metazoa, Chordata, Actinopteri, Cypriniformes, Danionidae. Gene Ontology annotation, molecular function: peptidase activity. Gene Ontology annotation, biological process: intein-mediated protein splicing; striated muscle cell development; protein autoprocessing.